This is a messenger RNA of Dicentrarchus labrax (European seabass), 3249 nucleotides long. RefSeq names its product shisa family member 3 (gene shisa3). Bases 330 to 1187 code for a protein of 285 amino acids. The transcript has 2 exons. The record is from RefSeq and is a predicted model, not a curated record. Lineage: Eukaryota; Metazoa; Chordata; Actinopteri; Moronidae.
GCGCACAACUUUUCUGCACCGACAUCAACAAACGGAGUGCAGGAGCAGGAGGGAGAGCGGAGAGAGAGCAGAUUGUUCGGGUGAGAGGAGAGUUCAGAGAGGAUGUUUUAAGAAGGAUUCUCUCACUUUGCAAUCCGGAAACUUUUUUUUGGCUCAAAGCGGUUCGGAUGGUCGGGAAGAUGACAGUGACAUAGCUUUACAUCUUCGGACUCAUUCACCGAGUUUCUUUUGUGAGUAAAUCCAUCUCAAUGAAGAGUCUCUAACCCGGAGCGGCACUCUCCUGAAGCCCACAGGACGCAGGGAACCGAGAACCGCAGCGGGUUGCCGGGAUGCUGCGCCUGCUGAACUGCCUGCUGCUGGGAUAUCUGACCUGGAAUCUGCGGAUAUCAGACGCACAGGGGGAGUACUGCCACGGCUGGCUGGACGCUAAUGGGAAUUAUCACGAGGGUUUCCAGUGUCCGGAGGACUUUGACACCAUGGACGCCACCGUGUGCUGCGGCUCCUGCUCGCUGCGCUACUGCUGCGCCGCCGCGGACGCACGGCUGGACCAGGGCAUCUGCACCAACGACAGGGAGGUGGACAACACCGAGUUCGCAGCGCAGCCCAUCUACGUGCCCUUUCUGAUGGUGGGGAGCAUCUUCGUCGCCUUCGUCGUGGUCGGUUCUCUGGUGGCCGUCUACUGCUGCACCUGCCUGCGGCCCAAGCAGCCCACCCAGCAGCCCAUUCGCUUCUCCCUGCGUAGCUGCCAGGGCGAAACCAUCCCCAUGAUCCUCACCACCGCUCCCCCGAGCCUCCGUGCCCCAUCACGGCAGUCCAGCACAGCCACCACCAGCUCUAGCUCGGCAGGAGGAGGCAGCUCCAUGCGGAGGUUCUCCCUCGGAGGUCAGGGGCAGCAGCAGCACGGCUGCCUGGUGUCUGCCACCGUCUCCUCGUCGGCCUCCACCCCCACUCAGACCCUUCAGACUCUACCUCCACCUCCACCUCCCCCUUACACAUCUCCGCCUGCACCCAUGUCAGGAGGCCUCCAACACCCCUCCACCCACGCCCAGCUACAGCUCCACCAGCCCUCGCUGACCUCUCACCCCUCUCAGAACACCGGGUUCCUCCUGCCGCAGCAGUACUUCUUCCCCCUGCAGCCCGAUGCCUUCACAGCGGCCAAGGGCUUUGCAGACUUCGGACAGAGCUGACAGGGCUCCCAGGAGGGGUAAUAGAGGGAUUACAUGAUUUUUUUUUUAUGGUAGGAUGUGAGCCGGCGAGGACAAACACACUGCAACACAGCUGGUGGUGUUUGGGUGGAAGGCCCAGGCCGGCUCAAUGGACACAGAGAGCGCCAGAGGAGGACAAGGGACAAAGCUGCCGAGGUUGAGCAACGUGGCGUUUCCCCCUCUGCAUCACAGGUCACAUCAACAAACCUGUUAGAGGCAGUUUUAAAUCUUGUGCACUUUUAUCUUAUAUUGUAUACAGACCCUCACUGGCCUACAUUUUAUUUUUUAUACAUGUUGUUUUUCAAUGUGACGUCUUACAACACAGACUGAAAUCUUGCAAAUUUAUCUCACACCUUCCAUAACAGACAGAAAUACUGUAGACGGCAAAGACACUGUCACUCUGAGACUCUGAGCACCGUUACAUUAUUAGAAAUAGACGUUCGAAACCAGGGAAAUUUUGUGUUUUUUGACAAUCGCAAGGACCUCCUAAAAACAGGAGGCUCUGAUACACAAAGGACAUUUUAUUUUGGAAGAAUUGUGUACUUUUAUAAGAUGUUACAGGCAUUAUAGCCAGAGCAGGGUUGUCAUAUCGAUUCUCUAAUUUACAGUAAAUAAAAUGUUGUCUCUCAGUACCGAACUGAUAAAUGUGAAGAAAAGUCUGUUAAUUUACAAUCCUGACAUUUGAGCGUAAAGUGUGCGCUCUGAAAGAAGCCUCAUCAUCGUUCAAACAAAAAAGGAAACCGGAGCGGCCGGGCCUGCAAAGCAGCUCCCUACCUGUCGCUCAUUCUUGCGCCAGAGUUCACAGCAGGAAUGUAGCGCUGAGAUCAGUCAUUGUCAGUGUUCAAUGAGCAUGGCAUGGUCACAGUGUUAAAAACAACUCGCCCCAGAAAUAGAGGUUUAGGUUGCAGCAACAGGUAUGGCAAACUCUCGACAAAGACCCUUCUGUUCUCCGGUUAUCUGACUGUGAAAUAGACGCGGCAAUCAGUGUCUCACGAAACCUGCAGACUGUCUGAGGACGUUUGCGGCUACGUUCAGGGGUCCCUAAAGUCUGCUAUCACUGGACUGUAACAUCACAACUUCUAUGAUCAGUUAUUUGACAGAAUCCAGUGUUAACUUUUCCAGGUCUUGUUUAUACUUGCAGCUGUCAGUUCAGGCUUCAGUUCUCACAUUCCACGCUCUGCUUAUAAAAGGAUAAAACUAGUUGUGAACAAGUUUUCAUGACAUUUCCUAAAUCUUUUGGAUAGUUAUAAUCUUUAAUGUCUUUGCCAGGUCUUGAGAAAGUUUCCAGCUUCUUUUCCAAGUUCUGCAUGAAGGCAGGAAUCCUGAUGAUUACUCCUCACACUGAAGGCUUUUACUUGUCUCACAGGUUUCAUCAAAAUUCAAACUUUCUAACUUCUUAAGUGACUGUGGUGAUGACAUAAACAACACAUUAAAGUUAUUAUCUUCUUCUAUUAUCCAUCAUCUUAAACUUAUUAUCUUAUUUUCAUGAAAUCAAACCAGCUUUUUGAUACUCUUUGUGGUUGCCAUUGUUUCAACAAUAGCCAGCAGUGGUGGAGUCCGCCUGUCCUGCAGUGCAUUCACACUGCCUACCCUCAUAGAGAGGAUUUAAAGGAAAAGAUGCAUUUACAAAUUCAGUGUUAAGGUACAGCCAUAAUACUUUUCCAUUCAAUAUAACUGCCUCUGAAAAAGGACAUGUAACAGCUCUAAUGCAGGUAAUAAAUUAAUAUUGAUUAAUGAAAGACAGAAAACAGCAUAGAAGAGUAACGCUAGAGUUUGUAUUCUGGCAGUGUGAGAAUGUGCUAACUGUAGUGAUGAAAUAUGCUGGUGCUAAUGCAAGUUGGAGAUGGAACCAAAUAUCAAAUGUCAAAAUGAGUCUUCAAAAUAAUAAAAUAAAUAUAUAUAUAUAUAUUACUCUAAUGGAGCCAGAAGCAUCAAACACUGUUAACAGAUACAACAGUUUCUCUUCUAUUGUAUUUAUGACUUUAAAUGAUUUUAGUAGGGCUGGAACUAACAAUAACUAAUAAUAAUAAAUCUAUCUAAUGAU